Molecule: messenger RNA, 4998 nt
Organism: Toxoplasma gondii ME49
Lineage: Eukaryota; Apicomplexa; Conoidasida; Eucoccidiorida; Sarcocystidae
Product: RNA recognition motif-containing protein
Exons: 11
Coding region: 1-4695 (1564 amino acids)
Molecular function (GO): RNA binding
Source: RefSeq, a predicted model, not a curated record
AUGACGCAGGGUUCCACAGAGCCCGCGCUUCCCGUCGCUGAAGGCGGCAAGUGCGAAGAGACCGUCCUCAGUUCGCCAGCAGAUGCGGCGCCAAAGUCAACGCCGUCAGACUCUCCCUCUUGCUCCGUAGUUCCUCCCGGCGCGGCCGCGCCGCCUUCCGACACUCCGGACAAGCAGGCGCCUUCGGAGAAGCAGGAAGCUCGCACAUCGACUCUCUCCGCGAAGCACGAGGAGGGCGCGGCGCGCGCGCAGCCCGAAGCCACCCCGGGGCCUGGCAAGAGCCAGGAAGAGGAGACGGGAGACGGCAGCGCGUCGCCGGCCUCUGCAGGCAAAAAGGAGGAAAAGUCCGGCGAAACAACCACCUCGACCGUCCGCGUCCACAGAUGGGCAGACGAAAGCGACGACCUCGACUCGCCGUCCUUCGACCCCAUGUCCAGUGCGGAAGUGGAGCCGCCAGAAUUCGACCUCGGCAUGUCCGGCUACCAGCCGCCGAGCGUCAGGAGCACAGGAAACGGCAUCGUGUCGCAUGCAGACGCAGGCGGCUACCGCCGAGGCGUGCCAGGCCAGAGCUCGUUCAGCGGCGGCUACGGAGGCCUCGUCGACUCCCGCUUUGGAGGUCUCGUGAACCCUCCCCAUGGACAUCCCCACGGGCCGCCGGCGUCAGUGGGCCUCGGCGACGGGGGCUUCAUGCAAGGCGGCGUGACAGGGCCUUUCACUGAGGUGUAUGUCGCCGAGCUCGACGCCCAUGUAACGGAAGAAGACGUGUCUUCCAUUUUCGCGCCGGGCUUGACCGUGCGAAAUGUACGCAUUGUACGCGAACAGGCCAACAGGGGCAACAAAGGCGGACCCAAUGCAACGUGCGGCGCGUAUGUGACGUUCCAUUCUCCGGAGGAUGCACAGCGAGCUCUGGCGUUCCACGGGAAGCUGUACCGUCCGCCUCGCGGCGCGGGUUUGUCGUCCUCUCAGGGCCUCCGCGGGUCCUCUCGCCAGGCGGGCUCUGGAGGCUCGGGCGUGUCGGCGCGCGUUCUGCGCAUCUCGGCGAUCUCGUCCCCGCCGCUGCUCUCGGGGGAAGGCGGCUCGCCGUAUCUGCUCUCCAGGGCGACUCGGAGCGGGUCUCUGGGGCACUUGCACUCCGCAGGGUCUCCCCACCUUCUGCCGCGAGGCGGCCGCGGCUUUGGGGGCGUCUACGGCCAGGCAGUCGCCGACCUCCACCAGCAAGCUGCCUCUCUGCCCUACCGAAGCAACGGCGCGGCUCCGGGCCCCGGCCCAGCGGGCCCUCAGGGCGGCCGCAAGGGUUUCCCUGGGGACGAAAGCGCGCGCGGCGACCGCGGCCGCGAGCCCGACGGCACGGGCAAGGCCGGGGGCGCGGGCUUCGGCGCGGGUCGACGGAAGAAGUCCAAGAGCCCCGACUUCUCUGAGUUGCGCAAAGAGACAGGAGCAGGAACAGCCCGGAGCCCCGGCGCCGGCGCCCCAGACCAGAAGGCACGAGGGAGAGACGAGCCCAGCGGCGCAGGCGCGGGCCCGCGCGCCGCCGCGGCGGGAGACAAGGAAGAGACCGCACCUCCUGAGCCUCCCAGAGAGAGGCCCAAACUUCUCUUGAAGCCCCGAUCCAAACCCCUGGAUGCGGCCGCCGAGCCGCCGAAACUGAACCCUGCUAUUUUUGGGGCGGCCAAGCCGAUCGACGACCCGGUGGCGAAGCGACAGCCAACGGGCUCUGGGGCUUCGCCGGCGUUUGGCGACUCUCUUGCUACUGCGUCGAGUGAACGUCGGGCCUCGGGUGCCGGACCGGUCUCACCUCGAGGCGAGACCGGCGCGGGCCUGGGGCCCGCCGACAUGUCCGUUCCCAGUCUCAAGAGAGGCGACGCGGCCAAGGGGCGAGGGGCGGCUGAGAAGCCCGCGGACAAAGAGACACGAGGCCCGCGGGGAGCGAGUGCGCGAGGGAGCGUACUUUUUGCGCGACGCGAGGAAACCCAGACGGGCACCACAGAGGACGGGAGACAGAAGGGAAGGGCUGGCGGGUCCCAGAAAGGCCCUGAGGGCGGGGAGCAGACUACGGCCGCGCAUACGCAUCCAGGGCCCGGGCGCGACAGGGGAGAAAAGGAGCGAGACGAGUGGAGCGGAUUAUAUUCGGGGGCGUGGAGACACUCGGCAGAGAGACACGCGGAGAAAGACGCAGGCGAGGACCCGAGCGCGGGCGCGAAGGGCCACCAGGCCCUGCAGGAGGACGAACAUGGCCGGAGAACUUCAGGCAUCGCUAAGGGCGAAGCACGCACGGAAACAGAACGAAAGCCCUCUCGGACGGGCGACCCGUUCGGCGGCGCGAGACCAAGAGACGAGUUCGAGUGGCAGCGCAAGAAGGAGGCUGCAGGGACGCCAUCGGUGCUUCCUGAGGACCCUGUGCGUGUUUCGCCCCUCCAGCAUCCGCCGCUGUCGCCGUAUCUGCCCCACGGAGCCCACUCGGGGCGACCCGCAACUGGCUUUCUCCCGCCUUCCUACGCCUCAUACGGGUCCCAGUCUGAGAUAGGUUCGCACACAGGGGCCUUGGGGCCCCGCGGGUCUGAUGAGAGCGCACGGACGCCGCCUUCUGGGACGCCAGAUGGAGGCAACAGCAGUCGGGGCAUUUUGGGCCCGUCGCCGUCGGCGCGAAGCGGCAGUGGAGCCGCGACGGCGGUCGGAGUGUUGAGCGGGAGCGGGGCGUCCCCCUCCGGGGCCCCAGCGAAGGGCUCGAACUCGAUGGGGCGAGGUCCCGGGUCGCUGGCUCCCAUACCCGUGGGCCCCGGCGGGCCUCCGGGCUCGCCCCUGAAGGGCGUCGCCCAGACGCCGCCCCGCAGCGGAGUCGCCUCGUCUCUUCAGCCGUCCCCAAACGCAUCGCCCUCGAUGGGCCCGGGCAUAUGGGGCCGCAGUGUCCAAGGCAGUCCGCCGAUGCAAAAGGGGGACGGGGCGCCUCGCGGCGGCUCCGGAGGCCGGCCGGCGUCGCCUGCAGGCGCGCAGAAGGAGCCGCUCUGGCGGAGCAGUGUCUCCGCCGGGCCUCGGGGCGCCGGGGCGGGCCCGCACGAUUCGCCGAGCCUCUUGCCCGGCGGCGGUAGGGGCGUCUGCCGCCCCACCGUAAACAACCAGGCCGGCGAGGGCCUGCUCCCCGUGGGGCGCGGCGCCGACGGGAAGGAGCAAGACCGAACCGCGUUGUCUGGGGAUGGCGUGCUGGCGGCGCCCAUGCCCCGCGGAGAGAGUGAGGAGGGCCGCGGUGCGCCGGGGCCUGCUGGCCCCACCCCGGGUUCCUACGACGGUGUCGCUAGUUGGGCGCGAAAGCCCCAGAACCCCAUCCACGUCCGAGCCGUCCAGACGGUCGUGCUCGCUGGCGGCGGCGAACAAACCAGCAUGCUGCCUCUGCUCAGUGCCGAGGGCCCGCAGGAUCGUGGAGCCCGAGAGACAGGCCGGGGCGAGGCCCGAGAGACAGGUCCUCAGGCCGACAGGCCCUCGGGCAUCCGCAGCCUGGCUGAGCAGCUGCUGCCCUCACAGGCGACAGACGUCAAGGGGAAGGCUGCAGACGAAAAGGAAGAAGAAAAAAAGAAGGAAAACAAGAUCCCAGACAUUUUAAGCAAACCUGAACAGAAACAGGGACAGACGGUCUGGGAGGCGCGCAACGAAGUCCUCGGACUCGCCAAGCGGGACGCGGGUGCCACCGAGGAGACAGUCGAAGUCGGAGACUCUCUGGAGGGACGCGAAGAGACAGGGCGCACCUCACAGGCUCCGAAGAGCGCGCCGAGAGAAGGAAGCAACGAGGAAACCCCAGGGACCUCUGGAGCUGCGUCCGACAGUCAAGGCGAGGAGGAGGGACGCGAGGGCGAUCGGGGCAAGGGCAGAAGGAGCGUGCAGCCGCAUGACCGCGAAGUGCGGGGACAGGCGCAGAGCGCGUACGAGAGAGGGGGGCGGUCGAGCGGGUAUGGCCGCGUCAAGGGGGAAGAGACGCCGCACAGCUUUCAGGUUGCCAGGGGGUAUGACGGAGGCCCUGAGAAGAGAGACGAAGAAGGACGACGAACCGCGGGGCAUCGAGACGCCAGAGGCGGACGCGGCGGCCGCUUUCGCGGCGGGGAAAGAACCCGCUGGCGGCGCUACCCUGGGGACGGAGGAGACGCGACGCCGUCUGAGAGAACGGGCGACGACCAAGGAACGAACGCCACGGGGGAUCAACGCUUCCAACAUGCAGAGACGCCUGAGACACCGAACGGCGAUGACGCGGAACAGAACUGUCAAGGCGCGAAAGCCAGUUCUCAGUGCGAGGGUGAGGGUGAGAAGGGGAGACGCCGCGGGGAGGCUCAGGCGUCGUCCCCUGUUCACGACUUUCCUCAAGCAGAGAAGUCCUUCCGGCGCCGGGGCGGGGACAGAGGCCGAAGCAUGUGGCGGGGCGUCGACGGCAGACCCGACGGCGCCGGCAGGGGACGAGGAGGCCGAAAACUUCGAGGAGACGGCAUAGGAAUCUCCAACGGCCACCAGCCAGGCCGACACACACCUGGGCACCGCCGCGAGCAGCCUGGCGCUGCUGAGGAGGAGAGAGAACAAGACUCUCAGGCGCCGACUCCUCGAGUGCCGGCCCGUGCGAUGUUGCCGCAAGCAGCUACCGGGUCGACGGGUGUGAAGACGAACAAUCGUUUUUCAGCUUUCGCGGCCGAUUCGGACGAAGGCGAGUCUUCCGAUUAGACACCUUUCUCACUUUAUUGCGGAUUUUCCAUUGUUUCGUUUGCUUUUUUCGGAGAAAGGCGCUGUCGCUGCAGAGUUCGAACGGCGACUCUGUCGAGACACUGCGUGUUUGGGAACCGCGCUUCGGGCGGGCAAAGUUUCUUCUCCGCCCGCGUUCUUCGCGUGUCCGUAUGUGCAUUUAUGUGCAUUUUGCCCGGGUCUGAGGCAGGCUUUUGCUUGGAGUCUUUGUUUCCUUGUUCGCGUUUCGGUGACACUUCAUAUGCCUUGGGGUUCAACUUGUCUUUCGACCGUUCGUUCGGUCGU